Messenger RNA from Vigna unguiculata (cowpea), 2041 nucleotides. RefSeq lists its product as uncharacterized. The record is from RefSeq and is a predicted model, not a curated record. NCBI's taxonomy places the organism in Eukaryota, Viridiplantae, Streptophyta, Magnoliopsida, Fabales, Fabaceae.
UUUUUCUAUCAGGCUUUUAUGGCUAAUAACUAUUUCUGAGGUUGCAAGGACCACACAACCUGGUUUCAUUGGAUUCUAACCAUAUCCAUUCUUUCAAAACCCAUCCAUGUUUCCAUCACUUAAUCAACACAGUCAAUGAACACAAUGCUUUUCUUCAGCACUCAACCUAGAUCAGAGUCUAGAGUUGAGGACAGUAACUAGUGUCAACCUAAUCUCUCUCUUGUUUUGUUAACUUAUUAAGUUACUGUAUUUUUAGAAUUCUUCUUCCUGCAAUGCCAGGAACCAUCAUGGUUUCAGUACUGGAAUUCAUGGAUCUUCCAUUAUCUUCUCCAACAUCCAUAAGGGCUUCCUUGGGGAGAAUAGAGUACCAAGUGAAUGACAAGGAAAACUUAUCUUUCCCCAUAACUAGCAUCCGUGAUGAUUUGAUUUUCAAAAUUCAGGAUGCUGAGGGGAAUGAAAUAUCACGUACAGGUUGUUUUUCAGUACACAUCCUAUUUGAACUGGCCUUUUCAAAAUCAGACACAGUAACUUCAUUAACUAAUGAACAAAUGGCAGGUAUUCAAAUAAAGUUGAUUUUAGAAAAAGGUGUUUUGGAAGACAAGUUUCCACUUGGUGGUGGCCAUCUGCGUUUGAAAUUGCAAGUCAUCCUUAGUGAUGAAGAGCGCGAUAGAAUUCGUUCAUUGAGACAAUCUGCAUUAAAGAAAAAACAUGAUGAGCUUCUUAGUGGUGGCCGAAGAGGAGCAGAAAGCGAAAGCAGAGCUGUUCUUGGCAAUGCUGAAUUACCCUUCCGCAGAAAUGAUGAGAAACUGAAUAGUUAUGAUGAAUCACAUCCUACAUUCCCUCAAAGGCUCUUUCCUGAUGUUUUAAGUGCUCCAUCUUCUCAAGAAUCACCAAAGAAACACCUUCAACAAGAAGCUGGUUCCCGUGAUGAGAAGGAAUCUGAUACUAGGACUCAGCUUGAACACAAACAGCUAAAACCAAACAUUGCAGAUGAAUAUAAGGAGUCCUCAUCCACAAAACCUGUGUCACAACAAAAGGGUAAGAAGCCUGCUUAUCAGUCACCAUCUGAGAAACAUCCUCAAAGAGCUACUGGUUCAGAAGAAAUUGCAGUUUUUUUUGGGACAGAAAAAAAUGAUGCUCCGGCUAGUAAUGUGGUACAGCCAAAUGAAGAGGAAGGUGGCCCUCAACAUUCUGAGAAGAGAGCCUCACUGGGGAGAAUUCCAAGUAAUGUGAGGAAGAUGAUAAGUGCCUUUGAAGGUGGAUCUGCUCAGGAUAAGAGAUCUCAGAUUAAACCACCUCCAACAAAACAGCAACAAAGUUCAAAUGAAAGAAGAUAUUCUUCUAAGACUCAGCAUUUGGAGAAAGAUAAGUCAGAGAAGACAGAACCAGCAGACUUGCAUGAAAGGGUGAAAAGUUCAUCCCUGAAUGAAGCACAUGUUGGAACUGGAACUGAGGGGAGCAAGCAUGAACGGAAAGUGGAAACUAAAGAUUCAAAGCCCAAGACCUCUGAUAACAAUGGAGAUGAAAAUUCUGGAGGUCCAUUUAAUCAGGUAGUAAAAGUUGCAAUCAUUGUAGGAUUUGGAUUACUUGUUCUCCUAACCAGAAAAAGAAGAAAGAGUAAUGAAGAGAGGCAAAGGGAUGUAUUUAACUUUCUGAAUUUACCAGAAUGAAGAAGAAGAAUGCGUGAGAAUCAGUUCAACAAAUCUCAAUUCUCAAAUUCUUCAUGUGUUGAUGCAUGCACAAGCAUCCACAGGCUGCAAUCAAGUCAACAACGUUGAACAUCUUUCCUGGGCCAAAACUAUGGCAAUGCUGACACAGUUGCAUCCUUAUCAGCAACUAAAUCUGUUAAGAAAAUGCAGCAUAAACAUUGAUAUUCAGUUUCGUUGAGUUAAGGAAAGUUUGAUUCAUUUUCCACACGGAUGAAAAUAACUUUGUUCUUUUAUUGCUUCAAUGUACAAUAAAUUGGAUUAAAUCUGUAAAGUUUUGUGUGUUAAGGAUGGAUGACAGCAACUAAUUAACCUAUGAGUUUUGUCUUAGCCCA